Molecule: messenger RNA, 1640 nt
Organism: Culex quinquefasciatus (southern house mosquito)
Lineage: Eukaryota; Metazoa; Arthropoda; Insecta; Diptera; Culicidae
Exons: 4
Coding region: 322-1629 (435 amino acids)
Molecular function (GO): oxidoreductase activity
Source: RefSeq, a predicted model, not a curated record
CACAACAGCACAGUUCGCUCACACUCAGAACGAUUCUACUCAUCUUGUGAAUCGGAUGUGCUUGGAGUGGUUCUUGAGUAAUUGGGGAGUUGUUUUUUGUUGUAUUCUUACUGGAACGUUUACUACGCUUGGAGCUGCAGUGAUAAGAAAGCAUCCAAAUACAGAACAAGUGAAAUUUAGUGCAUGUUUUUGUUUUGAAAGCAUCGCAGUUUUAUUUUUAUUUUUUUUGCGAAGAGCUGAUAGUAACAUUUAAUGAGUUGAUAGUGGAAUUCGUCGAAUCGAAAGCAAUUACAAAGUAUAUCUAGUAAAAUAGCUGAAAUUAUGGAGCCGAUUCAGUUAACCGAGGUGGAGAAAGCGGCAAAAAUACUCUUUACAAAACUGAUAACGGAAGGCAACCGGAUACCUUGCGACAGUGGCAGCGGGGCAGAUAUUGAGCUCAAACUUCCACAGUGGUACGAUGAAGCAAAGUUUAAAAGGGGCCAGAAAUACUUCUUCGAUAACCGUUUCGGCAUGAUGCAGUCAAACUUUGUCGGACUCAUCACACUGCUCGCCGAACCAAAGGGAUUGACGAUUUUGCACAAUACCGGGCGAUCUAGUACUCCUGAAACGGCUCGGAAGCGUUACAUUUCCACCACGCUGCACAUGCUGUCGUGGUAUGAGAUUGAUCUUUCACCGGGAUCCAAAUCGUGGGCUUCGCUGAAUCGGGUUCGUAAAAUGCACAAGAACGCUUCAAAUCGAUCGGAGAAGAGCAAAACGGGGAUAAUUUCGCAAACGGAGAUCGCCUUGACCACGUUUGGAUUCAUGGGAUAUGCGUUGGUUCGUCCGCAUUUGCUUGGGAUUAAGUACGACAGUGAGGAGGAUCGAGAAGGGCUGGUUCAUUUUUGGGCCGUGAUUGGUUCGUUACUGGGCGUAAAGGAUGAAUACAAUAUCUGUCUACCAAAGCUGGCAGUGGUGGAGAUGAUUUGUCAAAUGUGCAUUCGAUAUCUUUUCAUACCUCUGCUUCAAUUCGAAUCAUCACUGUUCAAGCAAAUGGCAUCAGCUGUUGUCGAAGGUUUAGGAGAGUUUACGCCAUUCAACUCUUACGAUAGUUUGAUGUACUUUGUUCGGCGAGUCGCAGGGAUUCCAGGUUACCAGUUCAACGUAGAUAUGGAGAAAGAAAUUAUCUGUCGUCGAAUCUAUAGUUUGGGAGAGCUGAACGAUUUUAAAAAGCAAUUUACGGAUGUUGAAGGCUACGAGUACAUCGAAAAUGCUAUUUUUGACGAAAAGGUGAUGCUCUACAAUGUCGUUCAAGUAUCGGAUAUUACAGUAAACGAAGCCACACUUGCCAACGGAACCGUUACUGGGGUUUACAAUGAGCUAAACGAAGAUGGUAACAAAAAGAAAGAAGCUUUGGAAGAUUUGCUACAGCUCAAGCACAAUGAACAAUUGGUGAUAACUACGGUAGAAGAUGAGUCCGAAUGGAAAAGUUACCUCAACGACUCGAAGCUGAAACAGCUGUCCAGUAAGGAUUUGGGAUAUUUCAAGUUCAAAUGUAGAUUAUCCGAAAGCUGUUAUUCCAAAAUUGGAAAUUUUAUCAACGAAUCAGUGCUCAGUCUGAUGCUGUAUCGCAUGCGAAAGGCUCAUGUGUAGUUGCAAAAAAA